Messenger RNA from Aspergillus terreus NIH2624, 837 nucleotides. Its product is annotated as SDR family oxidoreductase. Gene Ontology annotation, biological process: phosphatidic acid biosynthetic process; triglyceride catabolic process. The coding region runs from base 1 to 837 and encodes 278 amino acids. NCBI's taxonomy places the organism in Eukaryota, Fungi, Ascomycota, Eurotiomycetes, Eurotiales, Aspergillaceae. Gene Ontology annotation, cellular component: endoplasmic reticulum; lipid droplet. Gene Ontology annotation, molecular function: triacylglycerol lipase activity; acylglycerone-phosphate reductase (NADP+) activity. The transcript is spliced from 3 exons. The record is from RefSeq and is a predicted model, not a curated record.
AUGGCCCGUUGCGCCCUUGUCACUGGUUGUAGUGCCGGCGGUAUCGGCUCGGCCCUUGUGGAGGAACUCCACGCCCAGGGGCUUAGAGUCUAUGCGACCGCCCGCUCCCCAGCUAAGAUGAACCAUCUUAAACUUCCCAAUGUUAUCCUUGUUCCUCUCGACGUUGUGGACCCGGCCAGUAUUGCCGCUGCCGUCAAUAUUGUUCAACAGGAUUUGUCUUUGCAUGGUGACUCUCUCGACAUCCUCAUUAAUAACGCGGGCCAGUCCCUCGUUUAUCCAGCGCUGGAUAUCUCGAUCGACGAGGCCAAGCGUCUUUUCGAUGUCAAUUUCUGGGGGGUCUUAGCUGUCACCCAGGCUUUCAUGCCGUUGCUGCUGGCUGCUAAGAAUGGCAGUACACUCGUGAAUGUCUGCUCUAUCUCAGGCUUCUUGCACGCCCCUUGGAUGAGUGUCUACAAUGCCUCGAAGGCCGCUCUAAUGUCUUGGAGUGAGACUCUCCGAUUAGAAGUGCAACCCUUUAAUAUCCGGGUUAUCUCUCUAGUCACUGGCGCUGUCGCUACAAAUGUCAUGUCGCAUUCGAAUAUAAACCUACCGGAAAAGUCCCUUUACCAAAAGGCGCUCCCAGAGAUUCAAAAACGCGGUGUCGGGGAUGAUGUGUCAAAUAAGAGCGCGCCGGCAGAGUUUGCUCGCGAGGUUGCUAAGGAUGUCUUGGGCGGAGCCGCAGGACCGGUGUGGCAUGGAAGUAUGGCUUCCAUGGUGAAGUUCAUGUCUAGAUACAUGCCAACAGGUAUUUUAGACCGAGUGAUGAAGGGGGGAACUGGGCUGGACAAGCUGCCUUGA